Chelonia mydas (Green sea turtle) is the source of this 724-nucleotide messenger RNA. RefSeq lists its product as uncharacterized. The transcript has 2 exons. The coding region runs from base 42 to 695 and encodes 217 amino acids. The record is from RefSeq and is a predicted model, not a curated record. NCBI's taxonomy places the organism in Eukaryota, Metazoa, Chordata, Testudines, Cheloniidae.
ACCCGAUACUUGGGGGCGACCCCACCUCCACUCCGAGUACCAUGGACACUUCAGAGUCCAGUUCAACAAGGCAGGAGGAGAAGGAGGAAAGCGGGAGCGAGGGUGCUGCGGAGGAGAGGAGACAGCCCAGCAUCCAGAGAUGUGUGCAGCCAGAGCUGUUUUCAAGCCAGGAGGAAGGUAGCCAGUUGCAGCGGCCGGUGCUUGGGGAAGGACAAACACCAGAGGAGGUUCAUGAUGCAACCUUGAGAUCUCAGCCGUUUAUGUCAUCACCGGCCGAAAGACUCCAAAGAAUUCGGAAGGGGCCACGUAGAAGCAAAGAGGACAUGCUGCAUGAAGUAACGCAGCAGUCCCUUAAUGAAAAUCAAAAACUGCAGGAGUGGCGGGAGAGUGAAAGGAGGGUCCUCCAGCAGAAUGUGGAUCGCCGGCACCGAAGCACCGAGCGUCUGCUAAGCAUUAUGGAGCGCCAAGUGGACUCGAUACAGGCGCUCGUAGCAAUGCAGGUGGAGCACUUCUGCCCACCCCCCCACCCCCACCCCCUCCGCAGCCCUUGUCCCAAAACUCUUUCCCUUGUACCCCCAUGUCACGUCCAACCCUCUCAACCCCCAUCACUAUGCAUUUUAGCCAGCCAGAAGUGCAGCACUCAUUGCACAGCACUCCAGAUGGGAAGGCUGAGUAUGAUAACAGGAAAACGAUAACAGGACAUACGCAAAUCUGUGAUUGUACC